Messenger RNA from Tigriopus californicus, 3549 nucleotides. Its product is annotated as RAB11-binding protein RELCH-like. The transcript has 3 exons. The record is from RefSeq and is a predicted model, not a curated record. Gene Ontology annotation, cellular component: recycling endosome; trans-Golgi network. The coding region runs from base 212 to 3457 and encodes 1081 amino acids. Gene Ontology annotation, molecular function: protein binding. NCBI's taxonomy places the organism in Eukaryota, Metazoa, Arthropoda, Copepoda, Harpacticoida, Harpacticidae. Gene Ontology annotation, biological process: intracellular cholesterol transport.
GGUGAGACUGGAUGGAAGUUCAAUACAUGACAAUUUCCUGCCUGUGCGUGGAGAGCAGGUUGACCAGCCAGCACUACUGCUUUACUUAUUAGCUCUCUUUCGCUGAUUUGAGUCAUCAUCCUCAUGAUCAUGAUGGCAUGGCACUGGCACUGAAAUCAUGGCGUCUUAAGACAAUACCAUCCUUCGAGCCAUCCUAUAGAUCUAUAACAACAUGAACUAUCAGAGUGUGGCGGAUCAGCUCCUCAGUUCCGGAUUGCUUUUGACCGCCUUGGAACUUCAUGUGGAAUUGGCUGAACGUGGCAAAGAGUUGACCUCGUUGAAGAAGUUCUUCGAGAACCCGAGCAACUUUGAGAAAUACACGCGAAAGUUCAGUGUUCCACCCUCACCCUGUCCCAGUCAGGCCUCAAUUGAAGGCUUCAAACAUCGGCGAGGCUCUCAGGCCACUUUGGAUUCCACGUCUCUGUUCGAACUGACCCGAUUCUCGGAGGAUUCCCGGGCUCAAACCGAGGAUCGUUUGGCUGUCCUGGAGUUUGAAUUGCGCAAAGCUCGCGAGACGAUCCAUUCGUUGCGCAGUCAGUUGACCGAUCAAGCCGCCAAGCUCCAGGACAGUUUCCAUCCCCAAGCUGAUGUGCCAGGGGGUGGCGAGUCAGCCAAGUUGUCGCUGAUCAGUGAUCUGGUGGAGGACCCCGAGGACGAUGAGAUACCGGCCAUUCGUAGUCACGAGCGACGGACCAUCAACUAUUUAGUCAACGAAUAUCUGCUCCAACAAGGUUGCAAAUUGACCUCCAUUACGUUCAGUGACGAGAAUUCCGAGGAGGAUUUCGAGGAUUGGGAUUCCGUCGGACUGAACGUGGCCAAGCCGCCCAGUUUGUUGCGAUUAUUUCGGGAUUUUGGCCAACAUGUUGUCCCGGAGAAAGAUCAGACGGAGCAAUCCUGUCAAACCGACGAGCCUUGGAUUGAUAAUGCUGAAAUCUCCAGACUGGAAGGUCAAAAUCAGGCAUUGGAAACUGAGUGUCAAGUGCUUCGUGUAGCCCGAGAUGAGUUGAGUGAAAAAUUAUCCGAUCAUCAAAAGCUGCAAGAUCAAAGUGAAAUGAAAAUCAAGAAGCUGCAACUGGAUCAUCAGUGUCUGGAGGAAUUGAUCGAGACUUUGAAGGCCAAUCGCUCUUCUGAACCUUCUGGAAAUGCGAAUGAAGAAGACCAGCCUUCCAGCGUGGCGAUUGAAGAUAUGGACGUCGAUUUAAGUCCCAGAUUCCCGAUAUCAGUUGCAUUAUUUCAACUGCUCAGCCAUCGAUGUCACAUUCGAAAUCAGCCCUCGUCCCAAGAGACCUUGACCAAAAUGAGCGAGGCUGAUGCCUUGGACACUGUCUUGCAACUCUUGGCCACGAGUCUGCCUAAUAUCGUUCCCAAUGUGAUCUUGGCCAAACGGGAUGAGCUCAUCCCGUUGCUUCUGAUCACGAUUCAAAUGCACCCCGAGUCCAAAAUCCGGGAUCACUUUCUCAACCUUCUGUUCAACUUGAUCAAACGACCCGAGGCUCCACAAAGAGAGAUGAUCAUUCAUGGAUUCCAAGCCAUGGCUCAAAAAUCCGGACCUGCCCGGAUCGAAUCCGAGCUCUUGCCACAAUGUUGGGAACAAAUCGGCCAUAAGUACGAGGAGCGACGAAUUCUGGUGGCCGAGACUUGUGGCCAAUUGAUGCCGUUCAUUCCGGCCAAUCUGAGAGUUUCAUUGCUCUUGUCAAUGUUGCAACAAAUGGCCUUGGAAGAUCGAGAGGUCCAGGUUCGAUGCUCGGCUAUUCGAAGUCUGGCCUUUCUCGUGAUAUAUCUAGAUUCGGACGAGAAGUUCGACUCGUUGUGGCAAUUGACCUCGACACUGUUGAAAGAAACGCACUUGGAAGUAAUCCAUGUGACCCAUGAGACCCUCUUGCCCGCCAUGGCCCAUUUGGGAACCGCUCUGAAUCUCUUACAUUCCGCGAUUGCUCGUGAAAGCAUCCACCUUUUGAUCAAGCACACAGACUUGGCCGAGGAUUGGUCCUCGUACCAAGCCAUUCAUAUUCAAUUGACUACUUUGUCCGUCCUUUUGCCUUUUGUGAUACAUUCUGUGAUAUCGAGUGCUCCGAAACUACAAAAAGAGAAACGACAAGAUCAUUCCAUUGAUCCAGUCCAGCCUAAGGACUUGUGUGUGUCCAACACUUUACAAGUAUUUUACCAAGACGAAACCUCCAUGGCCAGUGUGAUCCAGGCUUUCCAGGAUCUGGUGGGCUGUGAAUGGUACGAGCGGUGGUCAGAAAUGAAUUGGUUCCUAGAUGCCUUCCUCACUCCGUUCUUUCAAGCAUUGGCCAAGAUUCCCGUGCCUUCCGAAAGUCACGACUUCGAAGAUGCCAUUCUAAAGCCCGCCAUCGAGUUCGUGAGUCAAUUAAUCGAGAGUUUUGGCCGUGACUUUGGAUUGAUGAGCCUCUUGCCGCUCAUUGAACGGCAGCAAGAACAAAAUCCACCCCAUCACAUGGAUAAUGUGCUCAAAGCCGUGAUUGCCGUGGCCAUUUUGAGGCCCUGCCAAAGUCAGGAAGUGUUUGUGGCCACCCUCAAACAAUGGUUAAUCUUGCAUCUCCAAGAAAGUCAUCCCACCAAUUCCAUACUUUUCGCCAUCAAGUCGACACUCAAUGAGUCGCGAAACUUUGGGGUUUCAAUCGCUGAAAUGGCCUGGACAUUGGUCACCGAUCAAGAUCGUGCCCUUCGAAACUUUUCGGGGAGAAUUUUCGAGGCCCUGGUGGUUGAGGUCAUCGAGGAUGAUGAUUUGAUCGGCAAUCGAAUCCUGCCCGGAUUGGUGACUCUGUCCUCGGACCCCGAUGAGCUUAUCCGAAUAUCGGCCUUACCCGGCCUUGGAGUGAUUAUGGCCGGUAGUAUGGAUGCCUUGCGAGAAAAAGCGGCCUUCCAAUUUCUGGUCUCUCUCGAAGAGGGCGAGAGUGCGAUCGUGUUCUUGGCGGUUUUGGCAGUCCUCGGGCACGUUUGGAAAGACUUGCCCAUGAAAAUGAGGGAGGAAACCAUUCUCUAUAGAGUGGCUCACAUUUUCUCCAAAUUCUGUUCCCUUGAUCAAGAUGCGGGCAGCUUAUCCAGGGUCAGUGAUAUUUGUCUGAGUCUCCUGCAGCUCUACGAGAUCGUCUCGGAUCAAACGCUCUCGGCCAAUUCGGUGCACCAGAUCUUGCUCCCCAACCUGGAUUUGCUCUCAAAAUGCAUGGAGUCAGUGGUGCCGACUGCUCAAGAUCGGGUCCAUGCCAUCGAGGCUAAACUGGAAAGUAUCUAUGGCGUGGGUCAUGCUAAUCAGAAUGGAGAAAGCCGGCUUCCAACAGGCUCCAAUGCAGCCACCAAAAUGGUCCAAUCCCCGUCAUUGGACGAGAUGAAGCACAAAAUGGGGAAACUAUUUAAUAAACCCGGAGGACCCGUGCCAUUCUGGAAAAAGUCGUGAAAAAAAGUGAUUUUGUCUUUUCUUGUGAGAAUGAAAAUGAUGUGUGAAUAUAUAGCAAUAGCAAUACAUUGAAUACAUAUCUAAUUCCCAUA